Pleurotus ostreatus (oyster mushroom) is the source of this 948-nucleotide messenger RNA. It is a transcript of the gene NIT1, whose product is annotated as Nitrilase. Gene Ontology annotation, molecular function: catalytic activity. Bases 1 to 948 code for a protein of 315 amino acids. The transcript is spliced from 5 exons. NCBI's taxonomy places the organism in Eukaryota, Fungi, Basidiomycota, Agaricomycetes, Agaricales, Pleurotaceae. The record is from RefSeq and is a predicted model, not a curated record.
AUGAUCAAGGCAUCCGUGGUUCAGGCAUGCACGGUUGGCUACUCGCUAUCCAGCACUCUCGAUAAACUGGAACACUUUGCUCGGGUUGGCAAGGAAAGGGAUGGGUCCGAACUAGUUGUGUUCCCGGAAGCCUUCAUUGGUGGCUACCCCAAAAUGUCAACAUUCGGAACUGUAGUGGGCGAUCGCUCCCCAGAGGGCCGAGAAGAAUUCUUGCGUUACUAUAACGCCGCAAUCGACGUUCCUUCCCCUGCCGUUUCUCGCAUCGAGUCCGUUAGCAAGGAUCUCGGCGUGUUCAUCGUGGUCGGUGUUAUUGAACGCGAUGGCGGGACAUUGUACUGCACUGUCCUGUUCAUCAGCCCCCAGGACGGUUUUGUUGGAAAACAUAGGAAAUUGAUGCCCACGGCUUCUGAGAGACUGAUUUGGGGCUUCGGGGACGGCUCCACUCUUCCAGUAGUCGAAGCUAAAUUCAAUGACACACUCGGCGCGCAAGCUUCUGCGAAGCUCUCGGCUACUAUAUGCUGGCAAAAGCAUCUUCUUCAGGGAGAAUUAUAUGCCUUUGCAACCUACUACUAUUCGCAAGGCACUCAAAUCUACUGCGCACCGACAGUGGAUGCUAGGCCAGUCUGGCAGAAUACCAUGACCCACAUCGCCAUCGAAGGUCGUUGCUUCGUCUUGUCGGCAUGCCAGUUUGCGCAAGAAAAGGACUACCCCCCGGAUCAUCCUGUUGCCGAUACUAAUAAUCGAAAGCCAGACAAUAUUAUGAUCGCUGGUGGAAGUGUUAUCAUCAACCCAUUGGGCAAAGUCCUCGCUGGGCCACUUUUAGGAUCUGAAGGGGUACUUACUGCGGAGCUGGACUUAGAUGAUUGUAUUCGAGGGAAGUUCGACCUUGAUGUCGUGGGCCACUAUGCAAGGCCUGACGUUUUUGAGCUAAAGGUAAACAUACCAUAA